Megalopta genalis is the source of this 3982-nucleotide messenger RNA. Lineage: Eukaryota; Metazoa; Arthropoda; Insecta; Hymenoptera; Halictidae. The record is from RefSeq and is a predicted model, not a curated record.
AGAUAAUAUAAACUGUAAACGCUUGAACCUUUGAUACUGACAUCACACAUCCAUACAUGAACUGUGCAAUGCGAAGUAAACAGUGUGAUAUGGCAGUGCAUUAUGAUUUGUUUGGUCGUCGUUCAUGAGCGUAAUUUAUUCACGAGAAAGUACAAUGUUGGUCACACUUCAAAGAAGUGAGAGAAUGUGAUGAAAAUAUUGAAGAAAAAUGCAUAUUUGGAACAGCUGGAUUUUCAAAUCAAGGCAAACUUUUAUUUUAAGAAUUUUGAGGUUAUGACAUCGAAAACAAGAUUUUGACAAUAAAGAAUCAUCUCUGAACCGUUUACAAUUUUUGUAAAAGUUAACUAUUUAGGAGGAUAUGAUAUGAUGAAAUAACCUUGUUUCACUAAAACAUUGAGUGGAAGUAUGAUAACAAAUAAUAUUGUUUAAUAAAUUAUGCCUUUCUACUGCAUCUGAUAUUAAUAGUAUGAAGCCACAUAAAUGCUGGCUAUAUAUUCCUUUAUUGUUACUGCUUGGUAUUGGAACUAAAAUAUCAAACAAUCAAGUGAAUUGUUCUGACAAACAUAAUAAUACUGUAAGCUCUGACAUUCCUAAUAUAAUUAAAUCAUCUUGUCACAAUAAAGAUCCAGAGCAAAUAAAAGUUCACUUUGCUAGCAGAAUUGUUAAAAACGAAUAUAUUGUAGCAUUUAAAGGCUACUACAAACUGCAUGCACGUGAAAAUUAUAUAAAAGCUGCAUUAAAUUCAUCUGGCAUUUACAACUGGAAAAUUUUAUUUCGUGAUAAUUUGGCUAGCGACUUUCCUAGCGAUUUUGACGUUGUACUCCUGGAAGAAACAGAUAAAAAUGAUGGUCUUGAUGCUUUAACCGAUCAUCCCCUCAUCAGAAGGGUAACACCUCAGAGACUCGUUCAUAGAACCUUAAAAUUUGUGAAUGCAUCAGAAGAUGCAGAUUUUCCAGAGUAUAAAAAUUUUAGAAGAAAAAUCAACAAUUAUAAUAACCAAUUUUGGCAAUCAACCAAUCGUCAUACUUCACGUAGAUUAUUAAGAGCUAUUCCAAGACAAAUUACAAGCAUACUUCAAGCUGAUGCUUUAUGGGGAAUGGGAGUUACAGGAAAUGGUGUUAAGGUAGCGAUAUUUGAUACCGGGUUAGCAGCUAGCCAUCCACAUUUUAAGAAAAUCAAGGAACGUUCUAAUUGGACAAAUGAAAAAACAUUAGAAGAUGGAUUGGGUCAUGGAACAUUUGUAGCUGGAGUUAUUGCAUCAUCUUGCAUUGAUUGCCUUGGCUUUGCACCAGAUGCUGAACUUCAUAUUUUUCGUGUUUUUACUAAUACUCAGGUAUCAUACACUUCAUGGUUCUUAGAUGCAUUCAAUUAUGCUAUUCUUACAAAAGUCACAGUAUUGAAUCUUAGCAUUGGGGGACCAGACUUUAUGGACCAUCCAUUUGUUGAUAAAGUAUGGGAAUUAACAGCAAAUGGUGUGAUAAUGGUCUCUGCAAUUGGUAAUGAUGGACCUUUAUAUGGUACACUAAACAAUCCUGCGGAUCAAAUGGAUGUCAUUGGUGUAGGUGGAAUUAAUUGGGAGGAUCAAAUAGCAAGGUUUUCAUCAAGGGGAAUGACAACAUGGGAAUUACCAUCAGGAUAUGGAAGAGUGAAACCAGAUUUAGUUACAUAUGGAUCAGGAGUACGAGGAUCUGCAUUACAAACUGGUUGCAGAACAUUAUCUGGAACUUCAGUUGCCAGUCCUGUGGUUGCUGGUGCUGUGGCAUUGCUUGCUAGUGGAUUUGUCCAAAAAGAUGGAUCCCCAGUGAUUAAACAGAGGGUGACGCCUGCAAGUAUGAAGCAAGCAUUACUUGGCUCUGCACGCCGUUUACCUGGAGUAGGAAUGUUUGAACAAGGUGCUGGUAAAUUGGAUUUAUUACGAGCGUUUCAUUUUCUUCGUUCCUACACACCAAUUGCUACAUUAAGUCCAAGUUAUAUAGAUCUGACUGAGUGUCAGUAUAUGUGGCCGUAUUGUACACAAGCUGUAUAUCAUACUGGGAUGCCAACAAUUGUAAAUAUAACUAUAAUAAAUGGCUUGGGUGUAUCUGGUCAUGUAGUAAAUUUUGUAUGGCAUCCAUACACUGGUAAUGGUAAUGGCGAACGGAUUGACGUGUCAGUAACUUAUAGUGACGUUCUUUGGCCAUGGUCAGGCUGGUUAGCAAUUGCAAUAACAGUACCAUCCUCUGCUCGUGACUGGCAAGGCAUAGCACAAGGUCAUAUAGUAGUUACAAUCGAAUCACCACCAAGUGACGGAGAAGAAACACCAAGACAAUCUAAAAUUGAAUUACCCUUGAAAGCAAAAGUUAUUCCUACACCCCCACGGCAUAAACGAAUUUUAUGGGAUCAAUAUCAUAACUUACGAUAUCCACCUGGAUAUUUUCCACGAGAUGACCUACGCGCAAAGAAUGAUCCACUAGAUUGGAAUGGCGACCAUAUCCACACUAAUUUCAAAGAUAUGUACCAACAUUUACGAAAUGCUGGUUAUUAUUUAGAAGUACUUGGUGCCCCAUUCACUUGUUUCAAUGCUAAAAACUAUGGUACCUUGCUCAUUGUGGAUGCCGAGGAAGAAUUCUUUCCUGAAGAAGUUACAAAACUUAAAACAGAUGUAGAAGAAGAGGGUCUCUCUGUAAUCAUUUUUGCAGACUGGUAUAAUGUCACUGUCAUGAGGAAGGUAAAGUUUUAUGACGAAAAUACUCGGCAGUGGUGGAUACCAGAUACAGGAGGCGCAAAUAUACCAGCCCUAAAUGAUUUAUUAUAUCCUAAUUGGGGCAUAGCAUUUGGAGAUCAAGUACGUAAUGGGCAAUUUACUCUCGGUCAACAUCCUCCUGUAACGUUCGCGUCUGGUACUACAAUUACUCGAUUUCCAAAGGAUGGAAUCAUUAUCUACGUAGAAUUACAUGAUCAAGGACAAGAACUUUUAAUAGAAUCAGAAUCUAGAUCUACAAUGUCUAUGCCAAUUCUUGGACUUUUCCAAACAAGUGGUUAUAAGAGUAUUCAAAAGAUAUAUAAAGAUAAGGAUAAGAACGUAAUCCCAGAUGAAGAAAAUAUAGACAAAAGUAACACGAAAGAUCAAAUAGUACCGGGCAGAAUUGUAGUGUAUGGUGACUCAAACUGCAUUGACGAUAGUCAUUUACAAAAACCUUGCUUCUGGAUGCUUGAUGCCAUAUUGGAGUAUACAACAACGGGCCAUGUUGCCACAGUUUUCACCGAUGAAAGUCGGACUAAGGCAAAAGUUUUGGAGAAGCCUACAACUCUAGAUAACAGUGAACUGCCACAACGUAUGGAGGGUAGCCAUUUAAGACGACAUAGUAAAGUAUUACUACCUGAGAGCGCUAAUACUGACCACAUUCGACCACUUCCAUCUUGCCCUACUAUUACUCUUGCUAUUCCAAAACCAUUAAACGAGUCUGUUCCCAUAAAUCUUUAUAAACCACAAAAGUUACUAUCUGUAGGGGAUACGAUAGUUGCGGUAAAUCCAGUUUUACAAGAUACAAGUCCCUUGUGGCUUAGAAGGCGAGUUGGUGCAAACAUUCCUACACUACACCAUGCAGAACGAAAUAAUAUUAUAGAUGACUUAGAACAAAGUGACAAAAAUAAUAGUGAACUGUUUUCAAGUAAGUGGAGCUACAUCGCAGGAAUAGUUAUUGUAGGGAGUAUUGUUCUGUAUUUAUUAAACCAGUGGAAUUGCUUAAUGUCAAAAAGGCAUUCACGAAGAAAACGAACAGUCGGUAGGUUACGCAGAGUUAUUCAAACAAUUUCUGUGCGCCGAGUGCCUCAAAUGUGAUUUUGUAUUUGAGAAAAAUCAACCAGUGCAAAAUAAUGUUCGAUUAUCUGCGGUAAACACUUAGAAAAUAAUAAAACUAUGUUACGUGCCUUUAAACAUACAGUACUCAACAUAAAUUUAUAAAUUAUAUAACUUAUUUUGAUAAAUUUUACGUGUCAUUAA